Messenger RNA from Cryphonectria parasitica EP155, 1563 nucleotides. Its product is annotated as basic-leucine zipper transcription factor nucleus DNA binding regulation of transcription, DNA-dependent. The record is from RefSeq and is a predicted model, not a curated record. The coding region runs from base 199 to 900 and encodes 233 amino acids. The transcript is spliced from 3 exons. Gene Ontology annotation, cellular component: RNA polymerase II transcription regulator complex. NCBI's taxonomy places the organism in Eukaryota, Fungi, Ascomycota, Sordariomycetes, Diaporthales, Cryphonectriaceae. Gene Ontology annotation, molecular function: transcription cis-regulatory region binding; DNA-binding transcription activator activity, RNA polymerase II-specific.
GCGAGAGAAGGAGACGAACAAGGCUUAUGAUAAUAAAGCUGCCGACUUUUCCACCUUCUUUAUGCCCUCUGCCCUCCGUUCUUCUCUUCCAGUCCAACAAUAUUACUAUCUGUUCUAGUGGUCAUACAGCAACAACAAAUCUUAUCUCAAACCUCGAGACUGCUCUUAUCCUGUCUUGGGUUCUUGGGAAAUACGACAAUGGAGGGACCAACCAUCUACCUCGACGUCUCUUCGCCAUCCAGUUGCUACCAGUAUCUGUACGGUGAUCACGAACAGUAUCUCGACGGCAGCCACUCGGAAUCACACAGCUCAGCAACGUCACCUUACGAUAUGACUUGUCUGGAAGACGGGACGGGCACAAGCGCUUUUCACAGCCCGGACAGCCGGGAUGCGGAUGACGGGUGCGAGUCACAACAAGAAGGGACAGCCGUAACAACAACACAAUCGAAACCCGCGACCAAGAGGAAGCGGGAGAAUAGAUACAAGAAUGCUCCGCCCUCGGUUCUCUCGCGCCGUCGUGCCCAGAACAGGGCCUCACAGAGAGCCUACCGCGAACGCAAGGACCAGCGCAUCAAGGACCUGGAGCAGAUGCUGAACGAUGCGCGCGCCCGCAAUGAUGUGCUCAGCCAGGCUUACGCCCAGCUGCAGGCCGAAUACGUCAAGCUGAAGUCGAACCCCUCACACCCGCACCUCGAUGUGCACCACUCCCACAGCCACAGCCAUGCAGCACAUCCACUCCAGAUCGCGUCUUCGAUUCCGGCCUCUUCUUACCAGACCAUACCCGGCACUUCCAUGCCCGCUAAUUUUGUCGACCCGACGUCCAUGGCUGUCCUGAACGCUAGUAGUGAUCUGGACGCAUACUUGUAUCCAGACGUCGGCGCUGGGAGCUACGGUCUUUGAGAAAGGAAAUCGGUCCUUUUUUCGAUGUCAGCCAUCAAGUCGUCUCUUUUCUAGGAGAUGGUGGCUUCUGUUUUGCCCGGCGUCAUGAGAGCUUUCCAGUGUACUCGGCUUGGCAGGUAUGCAUAGUGGUUACGGGAUGGAGCAAUGAUUUUGUCACGUCCUUGUCUCAUUCCCGAGAUUCCUCUCGGCAGCACGAUAAACGCGAGGAGUCAUCGGAAGGUAUUUAGAAAGUGUGACACGGCAACGGUGAUAAUAUGUUGGGUGACGCAUAGAAUUCCUAUGACGUGGUGAAGAUUGGAGGUAUCUGGCGUUUGUGGGUAUGAUUGGAUGAAAAGCGAAAUUAUCUCCAUCGUUUUGGAAAUAGCCGCAAUAGUAUCUUGGGUCGCAUGAGCUCUGCUUUUCAGUUCAGUUGAUGCCUUUCAAAAGCUUCAACUAGGUUCCUAUUAGGGUACGUUUCAAGUCAUGACAUGAUUGGCCUUCAAAUACCGUGUGUAUGGCACAGCAUUCUUGCAUUUGGAGCACUCAGGCCUGAGGUUUGACUAGUGCCUCAACGCUGGUCCGGAGUGGGGAUUAUCUUUAUAACCUUGACAGAAUAUCACCUUUACUUCUUCGGAGAUUUCAAGAGCGUCUAUUGGACGAUAAUAAACUGUCAAAGCGUAGCAU